CUGUAAAACCAGAGAAAACCCUAAUCUUUAAAACCCUCAAAAAAACACAAAAUUAUGGAUUCAGUGUACUCCAGUUUCUGUCCAGAAUGCAACAAGAAAAACACAGAAAUCGUGCUCGAUCACGCGGCGGGGGACACAAUUUGCUCUGAGUGCGGAUUAGUUCUCGAAGACCGGUGCCUUGACGAAGGAUGCGAGUGGCGAAUCUUCACCGAUGACAACAACGACAACGAUCCCAAACGCGUAGGAGCUGCAAUUGAUCCUCUAUUGAGUAAUUCAAAUCUCUCAACCUUUAUCUCCACCUCCAAUCGCGGUGGUGCCACUGCCGUAUCUGAUAGUGUCUUGAAUUCGUCUCUUGCUCGGUUUCAAAAUCACAAAUUAAGCGCGAAUAAUGACAAUCUGAUUAAGGGUUUCGAAGCAAUUCAGGCGAUGGCGGAUGGAUUGAGUAUACAGAAAAACAUAGUGAUUAGGGCUAAAGAGAUAUACAAGAAGAUUGAUGAUGAGAGACAAUGCAGGGGAAGGAACCAGAGUGCAGUCUUCGGUGCUUGUUUGUUUAUUGCUUGUAGAGAAGUUAAAUUGCCGCGGACAUUGAAAGAGAUAUCUGUGGUUGCUAAUGGUUCUACGAAGAAGGAAAUCAAUAGGGCUAGUGAACAAAUCAAGAAGACAUUAGAUGUUGAGACAGGAACUUUACAUGCUGGGGACCUUGUGAGGAGGUUUUGCUCUCACCUUGGAAUGAAGAAUCAAGAAAUCAGUGUUGUUCAAGAAACUUUACAGAAAUCCGAAGAGCUGGAUAUUAGGAGGAGUCCCAAAUCAGUCUUGGCUGCAAUUAUUUACAUGAUCAGUCAGCUUUCAGACAACAAGAAGCCUAUUCAAGAUAUCUCAUCGGCAGCUGAAGUUGCUGAAGGGACAAUCAAGAAGUCCUAUAAGGAUCUUUAUCCCUAUGCAUCAAGGAUUAUACCGAAUCGGUAUGCCAAUGAGGAGCAGGUUCUGCAGAAACUUUGCCAACCUUGAAGAAGUUGAUUCGUAAUGCGCAAAGCUGCAUAUACAUCUGCCCCCCUAUUCACUCUUCUGCUGUAGUGCUGGUAGUUCU
Messenger RNA from Tripterygium wilfordii, 1087 nucleotides. RefSeq names its product transcription initiation factor IIB-like. Gene Ontology annotation, molecular function: TBP-class protein binding. Gene Ontology annotation, cellular component: transcription preinitiation complex; nucleus. Lineage: Eukaryota; Viridiplantae; Streptophyta; Magnoliopsida; Celastrales; Celastraceae. The coding region runs from base 55 to 1008 and encodes 317 amino acids. Gene Ontology annotation, biological process: transcription preinitiation complex assembly; DNA-templated transcription initiation. The record is from RefSeq and is a predicted model, not a curated record. The transcript is spliced from 2 exons.